This is a messenger RNA of Fonticula alba, 821 nucleotides long. RefSeq lists its product as hypothetical. The transcript has 5 exons. The record is from RefSeq and is a predicted model, not a curated record. Bases 69 to 701 code for a protein of 210 amino acids. Lineage: Eukaryota; Rotosphaerida; Fonticulaceae. Gene Ontology annotation, molecular function: translation release factor activity. Gene Ontology annotation, biological process: mitochondrial translational termination. Gene Ontology annotation, cellular component: mitochondrial large ribosomal subunit.
CCCGAAUCCUGUCCUCUUCCAUCUUGCCGGCCGAGCCCCCUCUGUUUGGCCCUCCUGCCCCUGUUCCGAUGUUUUCCGCUGGCCGCUUUGGCGCGUCGGCCCUCCUGCCACUGCUGGCUGCUCGGCCCCCAUCCCUGUCCCCGUGGCGCGUGGCCGCCUUCUUCACGGUUUCGGCUGUUCUCCGACAUGCGGACGCCAAUGCCGCGCUGAUGCAGUUUGUUUCCGGCUGGUCGUCGGCCGAUCUGGAUGAGGUGAAGGCAUUCAAUGCGCGCGGGUUCGACGUCGACUCCAUCCCCAAGAACGAUCUCGUCGUCAAGUACAUUCGCAGCCGCGGCCCUGGCGGGCAAAACGUCAACAAGGUCAAUAGCAAGGCCGACGUGCGCAUUGUCCUCGGCACGGUCGACUGGCUGCCUCGGUUUGUCAUCGAGAACCUCAAACGCAUGGAGCCCAAUCGCAUCAACUCGGCCGGCGAGUUUUUCGUCCAGUCAGACACCAUGCGCACGCAGUCCGCCAACUACCAGGCAUGCCUCGAGCGGAUCGCCGAGAUGAUCAAUGAGGCGGCCCGGUUGCCGGGCGAGACGUCCGAUGAGCAGCGGAAAAAGGUCGAUCAGCUGAAAAAGGCCCAAAAUGAGCGUCGCAUCCAGGAGAAGAAGCGCCGUGCCUCGAUCAAGAGCGCCCGGCGGCGCCGCGAUGAUGACUAACCCCUCCACUGUCAGGACCGGGACAUGCACUCUUUGUCCAUCUCUUGAGGCCGUGGUUUGGCCGUCACACCCGCAAAAUAGAAAAGAGUCCUUUCCCUGUGAGAGGGGUCGCGUGGUGGC